AUGACGUCGGCCCCGGUGCACGAUGGCUAUGUGGAGGAUGAAGAAAGCUGCCUUCCGCAUAUGCCUUUCGAUGCAGCUCAUUCCCUGCUGCGAUUGGGCUGGCAUGAAUCCUGGUAUGCCUCAUUGACCGCGGUGAGCGAGUUAGAUGGUAGUACCGGCCAAUAUGAGGAGCGCCGCAAAGGGCACAAGAAGCUUGCUGAAGAGGCACGGGAAACUUGGAAUGUUUUAGCCUUACCUUGGGCCAGCGGCCCCAGAGGUGGCCAGAGGGGGGCUAUGGUCGUGGACAACGUUCGAAUCCUGGCCCAAGCUGCCGCACAGCAUUGCGCGGCGAUGCGAGUGUACAAGGAGAAGGCAGGCAAAAGUGCCACUGAACUACAGCAGCCGGCACAUGAGCCGUACAAGAGAUUCGAUGCAGCAAAGCGAACCCUGGGUGACAUGCAUGGGACUCUGGCGCAUGCUUUGUUCGAGCGCAUCGUGGAAUUGCUGUGGGCAACCGGAUGGCACGCUGCCAAUACAGUGGGAGAGGCGGAUGAAUUGAAUGAGGAAGAGGAAGAGGAAGCCGAGGAAGACGAUGAGGGGGAAGAUGAUGAGCAGGAAGACGAAGAUGAAGAUGAAGACGAAGAAACGCCCUUUGGGGACGACUAUCCAGGCUCAUCAGACGAUCCUGUGGAAAACAUGCGAGACAUACUGGAUGCAUUUCACAAGAUGUUUCAUGACGAGACGCCCUUCCGCGGUGUGAGAUGCAGCCUUGUAUCUGAGACAGAAGGUUCACCCUCUGUUCUCGAGACCAUCUCCCGCGUGCCCGGCGCUUUUGGGGAGCCUGGCUUAAAUGCAGUACGACUGCUUCUUCCAGACUGGUCAGGUUGUACCGAAGCGCUGGACAGCACGGCUAGCGUUUUCUUGAUGAAAGCUGAAGCAGAAGAACUGUCCAUUGUUCUGGAAUUGCCUGCAGUACCAGGCAAACCUUACGAAGAUUGGUUGCGUGGUAUUGCACGCGCCGUGCAAGAAAUGAAGUGUGUGAAGGGAGUGGCACUUCCUCGAGUUCAAGACUUGACAAGGGCAGCAGGGCUACUGAGUGCUCUUCGUCAGGGCGGGCUCACACAGGACAGAUGCUCUUGCUUCCUGCAGCUGCCGGAGGGAAGGGUGGAAGAGUGCCAGGAGAAACUCUAUCAGAGUACCCUCGCUGAGUGUGAUGCCGACCAGCUGCCCUUGUGGCUUGCAGAUGGAAAUGUGCUCCUGGAGACUGCAGCACAUGUGCAGCUACCUGACAAGGUGACGCCACAGACAGUCCUGGAUGCUGCCUCCAAGUUGUCAGAGGAGCAUGAACACCUCGAUUUGAUUAGCACCUGGAGCUUGGCUCUGCCGGGCGCCUUGCCCAAGCUUGCGGCCGGAGCAAACGAAUCUGAGCUGAUACGAGAGUUCGGUCAGCGCUUGCUAGCGGCCAUGGAUGUUGCGAAGAGAGGAUGGUUCUUCGAAUCAUGGAAUGUGCAGAAUGGAGAAAGUGCUGCCCAGCAAUCCUUAAAGAUUUGCCUCGAAAGGGGCUGGCUGAAUUUGGGCGCAGAGGACCAAGUCAUGUAUCCUCACGGCAGCCAUACCAAGAGCUUGGUGUACUUGCACGGAUUUACGUGCAAUGGCUACGACUAUCUGAAGGAGCCCCACUAUGUCUACCGGCUGAAGCCAGUCAAGAAGAAAAAAAAGGCAAAGAAGGAUGAAGAGGAAGAUGACGCAGACGAGUUCGAGCCCUUUCCUGGCUUGAAGGUGGUAUUUCCAUCGGCUCCAAAGCGAGAAAUCUCUUGCUACAAGGGGGAGAUCCUGCAUGCUUGGUAUGACUACAUGACGGACUACGAGGGCGAAAGGGAGGACGAGCUGUCUAUGGAAGAUUUGGAGCAAACUACUGCACGGGUACAUGCCUUGCUGGACGCCGAAGCAGCUGCCGUUGGUGCAGAGAAUGUAUUUCUCGGAGGAGCCUCCCAAGGAUGCGGCACAGCCUUGCACAUCGCCUUGACAUAUCCUGGCCAAUUGGGUGGCGUCAUUGGCACGAUGGGUCAUUUGCUAUCAUGCACUCCGGUCAACAAAGAUUGGGUUGCCAAGAAGAUUCCGAUCUUUGUGUACAACGGUCUGGCUGAUACGAUGAUGCUUUGGGAGGAGUGGGUGAAGGCCACUUAUCGCCGGCUCGAAGACGCUGGAGCUGACAUUCGAAUCGCCCUGGAUGAGGGCGUUGACCACGGCGAGAACGAGGAUUCUUGGAUGCGGCACUUCCUGACUGAAAUGAUGAAGCCGGAGCUGAGCCGCAAUGGUGCCGUGGCAUCCAUCCUUAGCGUCAACCGCAAUGAGGCCCGUGUAUUGUCCUCCAAAGCCAGAGCUCCAUACAUGGUCAUGAUGGAGGUAGAGGAGAAGCCCAUGCAGACGGACAGACCUACCGGACGGGGGAUUCUCGGACGACUAUGUGCGAGCCGAAAGUCGCCGGUGCAGGCCACACACCACUUUGCUGCAGUUCCUCCGAAGUUCUGGCCACCAGAAGACUCGCCACCUGCUUCUGCUCGGAACAUGAAGGAUCCGCGGCCAAAGGGCGCCUUCCACGACGAGACGUGGACCGAGGUAGUUUGCCGUGUCCGGGCACGGAGUGAGUUUGGGAGACGGCCGAACUGGAGCAUGAUCCCAAUGAUUGUGAAGAGCAACGCUGAUGACGUCAGGCAAGAGGAACUCGCCUACCGCCUGCUGAAGUGGUUCGAGAGGGUCUUCAAAAGGCACAACCCCAAGUUGUGGCUUCAGCCAUUCCUCAUCAUCGCAACCACACACGAUGGCGGUGUGCUGGAGGUUGUAACCAAUGCAAUUAGCAUCAGUGACUUGAAGAAGUCCUAUGGCUCGAAAUGGGAGUCCCUUAAAAGGUACUUUGAAGAGUCCUUCACGGGGGAUGAUCGGCCCCAUGGCUUCGCUGGAGAGAAGUCAGUCUCCUUCAGGACAGCAACCAUGAAUUUCAUUUACUCCAUGGCCGCGUACUCAGUGGUGUGCUACGUGCUGGCAAUCCGAGAUCGGCACAACGGCAACAUCAUGCUGAAUGACGAGGGCCAUGUGCUGCAUGUGGACUUUGGCUUCAUGCUGUGUGGCGCUCCGGGCGGCAAGGCAAUGCAACAUAUUGGCGGCUUUGAGCACUCUGCCGGCUUCAAGCUCACCAAUGAGCUUGUGGAGGUGCUCGGGCCGAUUGAUGGAAAUGAGUUCCAGGUCUUCCGCUCAGCCAUUCUUGACGGAAUGCGAGCAGUGCGCUCGCAUGCUCAGGAGCUUUUAGCCUUAGUUCAGGUCAGCAUGCUGGGCUCCGAAAACAGCCAAAUGAACUGCUUCUGCCACCCGCGCGGCUAUCCCGAGGCGGUGCUGGAGGACAUUUGCGACCGCCUAGGGUUGCUCCGGCCUUGA
Molecule: messenger RNA, 3411 nt
Organism: Effrenium voratum
Lineage: Eukaryota; Dinophyceae; Suessiales; Symbiodiniaceae
Source: the annotation of a GenBank genome assembly